This is a messenger RNA of Cavia porcellus (domestic guinea pig), 2302 nucleotides long. Its product is annotated as low affinity immunoglobulin gamma Fc region receptor III-A. The record is from RefSeq and is a predicted model, not a curated record. Lineage: Eukaryota; Metazoa; Chordata; Mammalia; Rodentia; Caviidae. Gene Ontology annotation, molecular function: transmembrane signaling receptor activity. Gene Ontology annotation, cellular component: plasma membrane. Bases 149 to 901 code for a protein of 250 amino acids. The transcript is spliced from 5 exons. Gene Ontology annotation, biological process: regulation of immune response; cell surface receptor signaling pathway.
AAAUCAGAUGACUUUCCUGGAAAAGGAACCCAAUGAAUGAUGGACUGGGGUUGGGGGAGAGACUAUUUACUUCCUCUGUUCUGGUCAGCUAGUUCCCCUACGGGUGGUUCCUGAUAUCUGUGGUGAUUUGUCACUCGGGUGCAGCAGUAUGUGGCACCUGCUGCCACCGUCGGCUCUGCUACUUCUAAUUUCAUCUGUCACAAAAGCUGCAGAUCCCUCAAAGGCCGUGGUGCUCCUAGACCCUCCGUGGGUGAGGGUGCUCACGGACGACAAUGUGACUCUGACAUGCCAGGGAGCCUACCCCCCUGAGAAUAACAACACACGGUGGUUCCACAACGGAACGCACAUCGUCGGGAGCCAGGCCCCCAGCUACCUCAUCAGCGGUAUCAAAGUUGAGAACAGUGGCAAGUACCAGUGCCAGACGGACCUCUCCCCACUCAGUGACUCAGUGCAGCUACAAGUCCAUGCUGAUUGGCUAGUGCUCCAGACCUCCAAGUGGGUGUUCCAGAAGGGGGAGUCCAUUCGGCUGAGGUGCCACAGCUGGAAGAACAAGCGUUUAUACAAAGUCACCUACCUGCAGAAUGGCAAACCCAAGAAGUUCUUUCAUAACAAUUCUGAAUUCCACAUCCCAGAAGCCACAGUCAAUCACACCGGCUCCUACUACUGCAGGGGGCUUAUUGGACACAACAACAAGUCUUCAGGGAUUGUGGCUAUCACCUUCCAAGGUCCAUCCAUCGCACCGCUCUUCCCACUGUGGCAACAAAUCGCUUUCUGCCUGAUGAUGGGACUGCUGUUUGCGGUGGACACUGGGCUGUAUUUCUUUGUUCGGCGAGACCUCCGAAGAUCAAUGGUACACAAGGAAGAGUACAAUUUUAAAUGGAGUCAGGCCCAAGACAAAUGACCGAUUAGUUCUGGCAGCAGCACCAUGUCUGGCAACCUCUCUAUGGAUCUGCAACCUCCUCAUCCCCCUGUCAGGCAUUUCCUCAACAGCAGGAAAAUCACAACUCAGAUCCGGGCUAGUUUUUCUCUGUUAUCUAAUGGGAAGAAAAGGCCUAUGAUCUUCGGGGACCCACAGUGAUGCCCUAGGAGUAGCUUCGGGCCCAGAAGACUCAGAGCUGUAUGUUUUCUCCACCCCAACCACAGUCUCCCAGAAAAGCAACCAGAGGCUCUGGACAGAAAUGUAUAAGAAGCCCUGUAAACAAAAGAAUAAGCAGAUAAGGGUGUUAAUGAAUAAGGGCAGGAACAGCAGUGGUGCAUUCAUUGCUACAGAGCUGCUUGCCUUCAGGGAAACCCCAAACCCCUUUCAGACAGAAUGUGGGAGCCACUAGGGAUCAGGCAAUUUAGCAGAAUGCAGGAGAAAAAGUGGCCAAGAAAGAACAGGGAAGUCCAAGACACACAAGGAGACCCCUCUCUGGGCCCAGAGAUAAGACUCCUUUCUCUGGCAAGGAGCACAGCAGAGUAAAGAGAACUUAUGCUAGUGAUGUGGAUUUGAGUUUUCCUGGGUUGAGUGGGGACUGGGGGGUCUCUGACAGAAUUGGGGUGGCCUGUGAGUAUAUCAUGAUGAAUCCUCAUAAUGCACUGAAUAGAAAUUUGGCAUAGGAAGGGGGCUAAGGGGUGAGGGAGUGGAUUCAGAAAAGUACAGAGAAACCUGGGUGACAGAGGUAUCUCCCCGUCUAACCUGAAAAACAUGUCAAGAAAGCAAUAACCACAAGUCUGUAGAAGCAGUGGGCAGAAGGUUAGGAGGUUUUUGUUGACCAAGGUAGUGAGAAUUAGAGAGAGGAGGGGCAGGAAAUGUAAAACCAGCUUUUCUUUCUUUCUUUUUUUUUUUUUUUUUCCUCUUUUUUUGAGACAGGAUUUCACUAUGCAGUUCAGGCUGGCCUUGACCUCACUUUGUAGCCCAGGCUGGUCUCAAACUCUCAGCAAUCCUCCUGCCUCAGCCUCCCAAGUGCCAGCAUUAUAGGCUUUCCCUACCAUGCCUGGCUAAGAUCAGCUUUUCUGUUUUAUAUUUAAUUUACAUAAAACUUAGUUCAUGUUAUUCAUUAAAAAGUCUUUGGGUAACCAAUGCUAAACGUCCUUAGUUCCCUGAGUUAAAGGAUGAAGCACUGAAAUCCUUCAGCCUGCCAGUGCCAGUGGGGAGGAGAUGGAGAUGACAACGGCUGCUUACAGAAAAAAGCUUUAACUAUUGUGCUUCGGCUGUUUUUAGACAGCAUUUCUUGCUUUUAAUAAAGUGUUUUACAAGAUCUUGUGUGCUAUUUUCAGAAGAUAGAAAAAUCUUGGUAAUAAAACAUGAUCUUUAAAAAUU